CACGAGGGGUCGCCGUUGUGCCGAAGCUGACCCUGGAUGUCACGUCCUGUGAAGUGAUGCGGGUCCUGCAGCUGACAGACAGCGUCAUCAUACCCAUCAGCUACCACGUCCCUCGCAAGUCGGGCCAGGACUUCCACGCCGACCUGUUUCCGGACACGGCGGGUUUCGAUGCAGCCCAGUCGGGUGAAGACUGGUGGAAAGGAGGCAACAAACAGGUGGAGAAAGUCAGCCUCCACCCAGACAAGCGGCCAAAACCUAAGGCUCCGGCAGCCAAUCGGGCUCCACUCGCAAAGAAGGAACCGCACACUGCGGGGAGCAAGGAGGAGCCGGCACGUGGCCUGUCCAACUCCAGCAGUCCGCUGAGCACGCCCAGCAGCAGCGCCGCCCCAUCCCGCUCCCCUUCCUCCGGUCUGUCUUCAGGCUCCCUCCCCAGUCCCAGCCCCAGCCAGAGCGCCAAGGCCAUCCACAGCUUGCUGGGGCCCAGCUCGAAGUUUCGUCACAUCCAGGGGACGGUGAUGCACAAGGACAGCCACAUCACGAACCUGAAGGGCCUCAACCUCACGACACCCGGCGAGUGCGACGGCUUCUGCGCCAACCGCCAACGCGUGGCGGUACCCCUGGCCAUCGCCGGAGGCCAGAUUGCGGUCUUUGAGCUGUCUCAGCCCGGCAGGCUCUCGGACACGGCCCUGCCCACCAUCCAGAACUCGGUCAACGUCGCCGACUUCUGUUGGGACCCCUUCGACACACACAGACUGGCUGUGGCUGGCGAUGACGCCAAGAUACGGGUGUGGCAGGUGCCAGAGGGGGGGUUGACUGAGACCCUGACUGAACCGGAGUUCAUCUUGCAGGGCCACACGGAGAAGAUCUACUCCAUCAAGUUCCACCCUCUUGCCAGCGGUCUUCUGGUGUCCUCAUCCUACGACCUGACGGUUAAGCUGUGGGACCUGGAAAAGAGAGAGCAAGUCAGCCUCCUCACUGGACACCAGGAUCAGAUCUUCAGCAUGGCGUGGAGUCCAGACGGCAAGCUGCUGGCCACCGUGUGCAAAGACGCAAAAGUUCGUAUCUACGACCCUCGCAAGUCCGCCGAGCCCAUCCAGGAGGGUCCGGGUCCUGAGGGCCACAGGGGAGCACGUGUGGUGUGGGUGUUUGAUGGAAAGUAUCUCUUGGUGUCAGGCUUUGACAGUCGCAGCGAGAGAGAGCUCUACCUGUUCUCUGCCGAGUCCCUCUCCUCCGGCGCCGUAGCCAGCACCCGGGCCGACGUCUCUCCCUCCACCCUCAUCCCCUACUACGACCCCGACACCGGCGUGGUCUACCUCACCGGAAAGGGGGAAACGCGAGUGUACAUAUUCGAGAUAAUCCCCGAAGCUCCCUUCUUCCUGGACUGCAGCGGUUUUAACUCGCCUGAGCCACAUAAGGGCCUGGUCUUCCUGCCUAAGACCGAGUGCAAUGUGCGCGAGGUGGAAGUGGCCAGGGGGCUGAUGCUCACUAAGACCACCAUCGAACCCGUGUUAUUCAGAGUGCCCCGGGUCAGGAAAGAGUUCUUCCAAGACGACGUGUAUCCGGACACGGCGGUGUGGUGGGAACCUGCUCUGACUGCAUCCGCCUGGCUCGCCGGCUCCAACGGCCAACACGGCAGGAUCAGCCUGAAGCCUACAGACAUGACCCCAGUGAGUGAGGCCCCCAAGGAGGCCCCGGUGAGGAAGUACUUGCCCUCCUCGGUCUACCUGGAGGAGAAGACCGAUGAACAGAAGAAGGAAGAGCUGCUGAGCGCCAUGGUGGCUAAACUGGGGAACAUGGACGACCCUCUGCCACAGGAGUCCUUCCAGGGGGUGGACGAUGAUGAGUGGGCAAAAUACCUUGCCCAAAUCGUUGUGAUGGGAGUACAAGUGGUUGGGCGGGCGUUUGCCCGGGCCCUACGGCAAGAAUUUGCAGCCAGUCAAGCAGCAGCACAGGCCAGGGGUCGGUCCGGUCAGCAGUCGGCUGCGGCCAGCAGCAUCUCUGGGAUGACUUUACAAGAAGCUCAGCAAAUACUCAAUAUCGCCACACUCAACCCUGAAGACAUCCAGAAGAAUUAUGAGCAUCUUUUCAAAGCCAAUGACAAGUCAGUGGGCGGUUCGUUUUAUGUACAGUCAAAGGUGGUACGGGCGAAGGAGCGUCUAGAGGAGGAACUUGAUAUUCAGGCACAAAGUAAGCACCAGUCACAGCAGAAGCAGGAAAAUACGGAAACAUGAAGCAUGGAGUCGACACUCACCCCAUCCGUCCCCUCUCCUCCCCCAUCCUCUGUAAAUUAUAACCCCAAUAAAAGCC
Lampris incognitus (smalleye Pacific opah) is the source of this 2307-nucleotide messenger RNA. RefSeq names its product mitochondrial import inner membrane translocase subunit TIM16-like. Gene Ontology annotation, biological process: protein import into mitochondrial matrix. The record is from RefSeq and is a predicted model, not a curated record. Gene Ontology annotation, molecular function: protein binding. The transcript has 20 exons. The coding region runs from base 57 to 2231 and encodes 724 amino acids. Lineage: Eukaryota; Metazoa; Chordata; Actinopteri; Lampriformes; Lampridae. Gene Ontology annotation, cellular component: TIM23 mitochondrial import inner membrane translocase complex.